Messenger RNA from Budorcas taxicolor (takin), 3160 nucleotides. RefSeq names its product musashi RNA binding protein 2 (gene MSI2). Gene Ontology annotation, cellular component: cytoplasm. The record is from RefSeq and is a predicted model, not a curated record. Bases 1 to 987 code for a protein of 328 amino acids. Gene Ontology annotation, molecular function: RNA binding. NCBI's taxonomy places the organism in Eukaryota, Metazoa, Chordata, Mammalia, Artiodactyla, Bovidae. The transcript is spliced from 14 exons.
AUGGAGGCCAACGGGGGCCCGGGCGGCUCGGGCGGCGCCAACGACUCGCAGCACGACCCCGGUAAAAUGUUUAUCGGCGGACUCAGCUGGCAGACCUCACCAGAUAGCCUUAGAGACUAUUUUAGCAAAUUUGGAGAAAUUAGAGAAUGUAUGGUCAUGAGAGAUCCCACUACGAAACGCUCCAGAGGCUUCGGUUUCGUCACGUUCGCAGACCCGGCGAGUGUAGAUAAAGUGUUAGGCCAGCCCCACCACGAGUUAGACUCCAAGACGAUUGACCCCAAAGUUGCAUUUCCUCGUCGAGCACAACCCAAGAUGGUCACAAGAACAAAGAAAAUCUUUGUAGGAGGACUGUCUGCAAACACGGUGGUGGAAGACGUGAAGCAGUAUUUCGAGCAGUUUGGCAAGGUGGAGGAUGCGAUGCUGAUGUUUGAUAAGACGACCAACAGGCACAGAGGGUUUGGCUUUGUCACUUUUGAGAAUGAAGACGUUGUGGAGAAAGUCUGUGAGAUUCAUUUCCAUGAAAUCAAUAAUAAAAUGGUAGAAUGUAAGAAAGCUCAGCCGAAGGAAGUCAUGUUCCCACCUGGGACGAGAGGCCGGGCCCGGGGACUGCCUUACACCAUGGACGCGUUCAUGCUCGGCAUGGGGAUGCUGGGCUACCCCAACUUCGUGGCAACCUAUGGCCGCGGCUACCCCGGAUUUGCUCCUAGCUAUGGCUAUCAGUUCCCAGGCUUCCCAGCAGCGGCUUACGGACCGGUGGCGGCAGCGGCGGUGGCGGCGGCACGCGGCUCAGGCUCCAACCCGGCGCGGCCCGGAGGCUUCCCGGGGGCCAACAGCCCAGGACCCGUCGCCGACCUCUACGGCCCUGCCAGCCAGGACUCCGCAGUGGGGAAUUACAUAAGCGCCGCCAGCCCUCAGCCGGGCUCCGGCUUCGGCCACGGCAUCGCCGGACCUUUGAUUGCAACGGCCUUUACAAAUGGAUACCACUGAGCAGGUGCUUCCGUUGCCACCCCACUCUGAGAGCAUACCUGGAUGUCCAGGCAAGACUGGGCGAAGUUUCUGAGUGGCCCUUUGUUUAGGUGAUGUCAUCAGACCUGUUCCCCCACCAGCCUCACUCCCCAUCCCAACCAGAGAUGGCUCACUUCGGAUCGAGGGUUGACUACAUCUCAUCAUCUCACGAAUCUGCUGUAAUAUAAGACAACAGCUUUUAAAUGUGUAUAUAUCCCAUGAUUUUGGUUUUGUUUCGUUUUUGCUUUUCUUGAUGGUUUCCCUCCCUCUUCUCUCUUCCCUCUUCUCCUUUUAAAUCUCUUUGAAUCACAUUUGGUAGUGAUUUUGACUUAGUCCAAUAGUCAUAUAGCUUUAAUAUCUAGUUAAAAGCUAACCAUAGUAUAAUUGUUAUAUUAAGGUAUUAUUUUUUUCUUAAAACAAUUCUUUUUUUUUGCUUGUUUAAUUCUGUUCUCACUUUUCAAGGAUGCUGAGAUGGUAAUAUUACUCUGAAUAUUUUGGUAUCAGUUCUGAGACUGUAUGAAUUUUCAGGCGGAAUUUGAGCACACACAGAGAAGCGAGGUUGUGAAGUGCCGAGCGGGAGGUGGGCAUCAACUUUCUACUCUGCAUUGUAUAAGAAGUGAGAUGUAGUAGGCUAAUGAACAGACUCUAUAGCGGUUCUUUUUUUGUGGCGUCUCUUUGUUAACCUAAGUAUAUCUAUUUUCGGCAAUAAGGUAAGGACGACAAUGUUUUGCGUGUCCUCCUUUUCUAUAAGUGCUUUUUUUCUGUUGAAAGAGGUGAUAUUAUAAGGUUUUUUGCAAUUGUGAAUUCUAAAAAAGAAAUGUUGUAAAUACAAUUCCAUUAACUACAUAGAAACUAUUAAGAAAGAGAGAAUCAAAAAUAUUUUUGUGAGGGAGUCGGCCCCAGGCAGUUUGAUGCUCUGUGGGUGGAGGAGGGGAGGAAGGGUAACCGAGUCAGUGACUGGAUGAACACCCAGCUGCCAGGCCGACCCUGGGACAGGUUAGAACACUGUUAGCUCCUCUUGUCUGUGUGAUAGACCUAAGAACUGUAUUAGUGUCAUACCAGCAUAUUAACCUCUCGUCUGUGCACAGCUUCCAACGUUACCGUCUAGUUAGAUUUUUAUUUAAAAUAUGAAAAACUGCUUUUCCCAAGACGUUUUUUAAAAACAAAGCUACAAUUUUAAUAUUUAACAUAUUUAAUGUUUCAAAGCACACCUGGUUUGGCUUGGGUGGGGAGGGGUGGGGGGACAUUCUUUUUCAGUCUUAAUUUUUAAAUAUUUGAUCAUUUUCUAUUGUCCAAUCAUUUCAGCACCUCCAAAGGUCCCUAGGACACUUUGCCUCUCUUCUCCCCCUGUCCCCCCAGCCGCCCCCCAGCUCCGGGGACCCAUGGGCCAGGAGUGGAUAAGCCUGCAUUAAUGAAAUCUUUUCUCCAUUCACUUUCUAUUUCCCAAUUAGGAAAGCAACCUUUUGGUUUAUAUGUUUUUUUUAAUACCUCAGUGCUGCAAGUAUCACCAGAGAGGCUAUGAAAGAAUUUUUUUUUAAUUUAUUGUAGAUGUAAACAGAAUUUUUAAAAGUUAAAAGUAUAAACAUCGCUGCACUGUGACUGGUGGGAAAAACUGACCGUUUCCUGUUUGCACAUGUUUAACAUUUGGCUGUUAUAAUAUAUGGUCCUCGGUUGGGGAAAGAUACUUAUGAUGAAGGAUAUUUUUUAAUUUAACUUUUUUUUAAUAUUGGUAAUAGGUCGGCAACAGCAACUAUAGAAGUACAACUCAAUAGAUGGCAUUAAAACAUAUUGUAGUGUGGAUAUAUAUUUUUUCUUUUUUAAAAUGUGAUAUUGACGUUUUAUUAAUAUUUUUUAAAUUGUUACGUUUAUAAAUUUGGUACUUAAGGCACAGCCAGUAUGAGACACUGAAUGCGACAUUUAUUAUAAAGAGCUGCUGCACUCCUAUUUUUAUAAAUUUUACUAACAAAGUAGACUAAUGUAGACAUUCACAGACAUGGUAGGGUAAAAGCAUCUUCAAGCAAAAGGCUCCAAAAUGCUAACUCAGAAAGAAAGAAAAAAAGCCUUUUUCAAUUCUAAUUAAACAGCAACAUCUUUUUUUUUUUUUUUAAUCAUGUUCUUUGUUUUUUUCCAAUAAAAUGUUAGGUUGUUUGGUGAA